AUGACGUAUUAUCUUCCCCAAUCCAUAAUUCUCCUCUCCCUCAUCCUUUCCACCCUCACCAUCUCCACCAUUGCCCAAUCCAAGCCCAGAUCCCUAAUCCUCCCGCUAACAAAAGACCGCGCCACCAACCAAAUCCUCACCCGCAUCGAAAUCGGCACCCCCCGAGUCUCCCGUAACUUCAUCGUCGACAUUGCCGGCCGACAGCUCUGGCUCGAUUGCUACAGCGGAUACUCCAACUCCUCCUCCACUUACCGCCUCGCCCGCUGCGGCUCCGCCGCCUGCUCCGUCGGCAAAGCCGACUGCCCGGGUCCCUGCCUCCUCCCCCCGCGCCCGGGCUGCUUCAACAACACCUGCGUCGUCCUGACCCGAAACCCGAUCCGGACGACAGCUGGCAUUUCGCCCCUCUCCCUCGAUACGGUGUCGCUUCACUCCACCUCCACGAGCGGGGCACGUGGCGGGCCCCGCGUCUCCAUCCCCAAUUUCAUCUUCGCCUGCGAAGAUGAAUUCCAGCUCGACAACCUAGCCGCCGGGGUAGAAGGCGCCCUCGGCCUCUCCAGCGAGCGAAUUGGCCUCCCGUCGCAGAUCUCGACCGCCUUCGGCGGCUCCCUCCGCCGCGAAUUCGCACUCUGCCUGCCGUCGGAUCCGAAUUCCGACGGCGUCCUGUUCCUCGGCGCCGCCCCUUACGUCAUCGCGAACAGAGUCGAUUACUCGACGAGAUUCAGGUACACGAGGCUGGUGAAGAAUUACGAGCGCACCGCUUCCCCCAACGUCCCCGGCGCCGAGAUCCCGGCCUACUUCGUCAGAAUCACCUCGAUCCUCGUGUCGGAAUCUCCGAUUCCGAUCAAUUCCUCGCUCCUCGAGUUCCGCCGGACCGGGAUCGGCGGCUCCGCGAUCAGCACGGUGGAUCCGUACACGAUUCUCGACAGCUCGAUCUACAGGUCGCUGGUGAGCGCGUUCGAGAGGAGCGGAGCGAUGGGGAAUGUGAGUAAGGCGGCAGCGGUGGCGCCGUUCGGGAACUGUUACGAGAAGAAGGACCUGUCGAUUGGGAGGAUGGGAUUGGAGGUGCCGAAGAUUUCGCUGGUGUUUGAGAGCAGGGAGGUGAAGUGGGAUUUGUUUGGGGAGAAUUCCAUGGUGGACGUAAACGACGACGUUGCGUGCUUGGGGUUUGUGGACGGUGGUUCCGAUACGACGUCGUCUAUUGUCGUUGGGGCGCAUCAGAUGCAGGAUAAUUUGGUGCACUUCGACCUGCAUUCGUCGAGGAUGGGGUUCACUAAUUCGUUGUUGUUGGAAGGGGUUCGAUGCUCGUUAUUUCACAUUUGA
Linum tenue is the source of this 1320-nucleotide messenger RNA. NCBI's taxonomy places the organism in Eukaryota, Viridiplantae, Streptophyta, Magnoliopsida, Malpighiales, Linaceae. The record is from the annotation of a GenBank genome assembly.